CCACAAUCCUACAUUAGUCCUCCAGUUUUGCUUUAUUCUACUCAAGCAUAAAAAACACGCUUGAACUAAAUCUCCCUCCAUUGUUCUCCUCUUUUCUUUUUUUUAUUGUCGAAGUCUUACUCUCAGCUGCGCCUCGCAAUAGACUACAGGACUAGAGACUUCAGACUUGCGUGGGUAGGGCUCCGGCUCUUACCAUUAUCUCCAUCAUAUUCCUUUUUCUCCAUCGUAACUCCCUUAUUUUCUUAUCUACAGCCUCCUCUGCAAAUGACCUUUAUCUUAGACUCAGAUCCAGAUGAUGUUGCAAGCACUUGCGAACCCAACACCAAGCACACUGUUGUAACAACAAUAAAGAUACCAGCCGCUGUAACGGCACAACCACAUCGCUUGAACAAACGAAAAUCCGAGUCUAUUGCCGACACAGAGAUCUCCACCACCAUUGAUACCAAAGCCCGUUCCAUCCCUACUUUCUUAACCUCUGGCUCCUCUGCUACACUCAUUACUGUACAAAGGAUUGAGACAAAUUACGACACAAAACAUUCUGUAAUGCCUUUCCCAUUGAAGCAGCAAUUAAGACGAUCUCUCCAGAAUAGUGAUAUUAGCUCUGAACAAGAGUUUGCUUACUUACCGCAACUUCAAGUUAUGGAGAGCUAUAACAAUGCAACAUCAUCACCAAUGAUCUGCAAUACGAUGUCUGAUAAAGAUCUCAUGGAGGUAGCAGCAGGACUGGAUCCAGCAAUUGUGGAAGAAGACGCAGUCGCCCACCGGAUUCGUGAAUUGUUUUCUGCUGAAGAGUCGCAGAAGCGUUACAUUCAGAGCCCAGACAUGCAUCAUGAGAACAAAUUAAAAUUCUUGUCAGAUCUGAUGACAACAGAGACACAGGGUCAGAGAUUAGGACCGAAGCAAUGCCAAGCUCACGAACAGCGACUUGCGGUAGCUAGGGCAGAAAAAAAGGUGAAUCGUCCUAUUGUAACGAACCCGACAUUAAGAAGUCAAGUACCGCAAUGCCCUACGCUACCCAAUGAAAUUCUGAUUCAAGUAUUAGAACAACUCAUCGAUGACCAGCCAUCGCUUUUGAGCGCAGCUUUUGUGAGUGUUGAUUGGAACCUUUGUGCGACCAAUCUGUUGUAUCGCUACCCGAGCUUCGCCAGCACUCUUCACUGGGCUUUCUUUAUUCAAACUCUUUGCAGGAAUAAAGACGCAAAGCGACCCAGAACGACCCGCCGUCGACGCUCCAUCAUCCGGUCCUUUUCUGCAGGGGAGGAAUUUAGUUCCCACCCGCCUUUACAGCUGAUAGCGCUACAGGCUGAGGUCAAUGGGGGACAGCCUCAACAGACACAGAGUCGCCUCAAUUACAACCUAGGGGAUUUCGUGCGUGGGAUUGAUCUAUCCAGAAAAAUCGUUCAAGUGGAUCAAGUUCAAUGCAGCUGCAACAAGCCUGAACAGCCUGGCUUCACUGCUUCCAGUAGUGGCAGUUGUAGCGAUAGUAGUCUCGGUAGCAGUGAGAGUAGUAGUGGCGGUAGUAGCAAUAGUAACAUCAACGGAAAUAGGAAUAAUAAUAUCAAGCGGUGCCCUGUGCAUCCACAGCAGAAACAGAGUUUGGAAGGAAGAAUAACAGGGGAUCCCUUACAACCUACACAUCCGAUGGAUAUCAAUACAAGUCGGGUGGAUCAGGGGACAAGUCUGUUUGUGGGAGAUGGCUUGUCAGAGGGAUCUGCUCAGACAUGCACGCGUGAUCGCUGGCUGUCUAAUCCAGAAAAUGCUUAUAGUGUAGCAUUAUCUAAUAGGCAACGGCACUCAUCUGAUAGCCUUGGGUCGUCGAAUGCUUCCUAUCCUGCAUUUAUGCCUUUAAAUCGCCACACAAACUUGGCUACGAGCCAACGAUGGUCGAUCCUUUGGUCAAUGGAACAUCAGUAUCGGCAACUGAUGGCUCAGAACCCAUACACAUCCUCCAUUGGGUUUUCACCUCUCCUCACAGAUAUCUCAGCCAACAACUCUGUAUCAAAAGGGGCACGUCGGCAGAACACGGUACAAAUUCCUUUGAUGACCCAACAAAACGAAGGAGGACAAGGAAAUUCUACGAUUAGUUCAGGAUCCAAAUCUGAAGGGAAGAGUGAAUCUGUUGAAGUCCGUUAUAAGAAACCUAUCACUAUUACCGCCUCAUCGCUUAUUCAAAUGGCGAGGCAUUGCCCCAACCUGGAAUUUUUAUGCCUGGGCUCAGCACUGAUGCCAGACACGCUAUAUUUAGAAACUGGGGAUUAUCAGUCAACGCUUCAACCAGGUCCGCGCACUGGAUUGACAUAUGUGAAUGUGACCGCAAUGGAUGGCGCCAAGGCAUUAGGCGAGUACUGCCCCAAACUUAGCAAGCUACUUCUGGCUGGCUGUGAAUGGGUGACACUGGAUGAGGUUCGAUAUUUUGCAAUGUUCUGUCGACAGUUGCAGACGCUUGAUCUCCGACAUUGUGGCAAACUGGAUGGACGUUUGGGCCAGUUGUUUGUGGUGGAGAAUAACCAUGAAGCGAAUGCUGAUAGCAAUGGUAAUAUAGUACAACCUGAGUCAGGGUCGUUCAAGACAGCGCCUUCUGUAACGAGUAAUACAUUUUUAGGUGUACCAUCAGUUUCAUCCUCACCCUCUUCUGCUAAUACACGACCUUCACUGCUGUCCUCCAGAUCCAUGCGAUUGUCAGAUGAAGCAAUUGCACGAGUCUUGUCGUCACCCAUUACUUUUCCGGAUUUGGCGGCAGUAAAAGAAUCGAAUACUGUAACAGAUUCUCCACCUGUUAUGAACCUGCUGAGCAUUAAGACGACCUCUGACAGUAACUCUUUUAGACGAGUUCAAGACGGGGCAAUGUUUGAUUUAGUCAAUGCAGCGAGUCAUGGACGGCUAGUGGUAGCUGCCCUAAUGCCUCGUCCCCAGCCUGCAACACAACAGCCAUUACAGGCUGAUCCUACGCUAGAGGCGCAGGAACAACAAGAAGGAGAUGAGGAUCGCGAAUUUGUUGCAGCAAUAGAGGGAGAAUCACAGACAGAAGCUACAGAGAUAUUCCCCUGGUAGAU
This is a messenger RNA of Lobosporangium transversale, 3053 nucleotides long. RefSeq lists its product as hypothetical. The transcript has 3 exons. NCBI's taxonomy places the organism in Eukaryota, Fungi, Mortierellomycota, Mortierellomycetes, Mortierellales, Mortierellaceae. The record is from RefSeq and is a predicted model, not a curated record. Gene Ontology annotation, molecular function: protein binding. The coding region runs from base 265 to 3051 and encodes 928 amino acids.